Molecule: messenger RNA, 2930 nt
Organism: Leptopilina heterotoma
Lineage: Eukaryota; Metazoa; Arthropoda; Insecta; Hymenoptera; Figitidae
Gene: Pex2
Product: peroxisome biogenesis factor 2
Exons: 2
Coding region: 587-1426 (279 amino acids)
Biological process (GO): protein import into peroxisome matrix
Cellular component (GO): peroxisomal membrane
Molecular function (GO): zinc ion binding
Source: RefSeq, a predicted model, not a curated record
UGUCGCUUAUGUUAUUACUGACACAUUACAACAUGUGGCACUUAUUAGGACAGACUGGAAACACUAGAAUUAAUUAAUAAACACUUUGAAAACGUCAACUUUUAUCACAAAAGCAUGAUCCAAAACUUUGAGCAAACGAAAUCAACUUGCACACACGAGCACACGAACAUCAAUGACGUCACUUCAGUACCGGCAAAUCCGGUCCGGAAAUUGCGCCCCUAGCGGCGUUUCUCUCAAGCUCUUUGCCAACCAAACCUAACCUAUAAAUCAUCAGGGAAAAUGUCAAUAUUUACGAAAUAAACAAAAACCACAAUAUAAAUAUUAUUAAUAGUAAUUAAAAAACAAUUAUUUUAAAUAUUUUUAAAGUGAAAAGCGAUUUUUCUGUUAUAAAUAUCAGUGAUAAUAUCAAAAUUUGUCUUUUAAUUUUAAUACAUUUUGUAAAAAUGUUGGUUUUACUAAUGUUACUAUAAUUAUCGAAGGGGAAUUUUAAUAUUGUAUACAUAAAAUAGUUUAAAAAGUUAAAAAUUAAUAAAGAUAUAUAUUUAAAUUGAUAAUUCCAUUUAGUAUAUAUUUUGAAAAAAACAUAAUGCCACCCUCACCGUACGUGUCACGAAUUAAUCAAAUCGACGCUCAACAAUUAGAUCACGAAAUCUAUGAAAUUUUUCGCACUCAAUCGAAACAAAUAACAAAAGAUGUACGACCAGGAAUUAUUGACAAAUGGCAACCAGAAAUUGACGUUUUUAUUAAAUUUCUAAUUUGGUUUUAUUCUUUAAGAAAAGGAGAUGCGACAUUCGGACAGCAACUUUUAAAUUUAAAAUACAAUGGAAUUAAUCAGAGAAAGGCCAUUAUUCAUUUUUUACUUGCAAAUUUACCAAGAUAUAUCCAAGAGCGUGUUAUAGAUUCACAGUACAUUAUAAUAUCACGUGACAAAAAAUUAAAAAACUACUUUGAAUGGACAGCGAACAUUAUUCGUAUUAUCGAAUUAGUAAAUUUAAUAUUAUUCCUCCAUCGAGGAACACAACCAAAUUUAAUUGAACGAUUAUUAGGAAUUUCCAGUCAAUCGUCAAUAACAAAUAGACCAAGGAACAUUGGAUAUUCUUACAUGACGAGGGAAUUACUUUGGCAUGGUUUAAUUGAAUUAUUUACAAUUGGUCUGCCAAUGGUGAAUUUUUACUACAUCAAACAAAAAUGGAAUCAAUUGUGGAUGAAAACGAGAGGUGAGAGAAAAAUUGUCAACAUUCGACCUUUAUUGGAUUUAAUGACUAAUUGUCCUCAUUGUUAUCAGAGGCCAAUUUUACCAAGACACGCAGGUUGUCGGCAUAUUUUUUGCUAUUAUUGUUUGCAGGCAUAUUUCACCGCAACUGAUACGUUUCCUUGUCCCGAGUGUGGGACAAAUUUACAUUCUUGCAAUAUGCUCUCAGUUUAAUUUAUUUUACUUUUCUUACAAUAGCAAUUAUUGUACAAUAUCUAUUCUAUAAUUUUGAAAUUUUAAAAAAUGUUAUUUAAUUUUUAAACGGGUUUGUAAAUAAUAUAAAGAACUUUUUUAUAAUUGUAAAUAGUUGUAAAUUUGUUGACUUUUUUAAAAUUAAGUUAAAAUUUUUUCUUAAAUUCAAGACUAGAUAAGAAAAAUGGAGUGAAUUCAUGAAUAACAGAAGAAAUUUUCUAAAAAAAAACUACGGAGAGAAACGAUAAUUUUCUAAUAGGGCGUGCAAAGACUGUUUUUAUUAAAAAGUAGCAAUACAAAAUCUUUUUUUUUUUAAUUCUCUCAAUACAUCUCUGCUCAAGGCUUUCAAUAAUGAGUUUUUUUUAAAUUUUUUUCGAACAAAUAAUAAUAAUAAAUCAAUUCAGAGUAGAUCUGUAGUUUAUCAAAAUAUUACAUUGUGUAUAAUAUAUCAUAUAAAAAUAUCAUGCUGCACUAUUAUAAAACGUAUACCGCUGCUUAGAUAUAUCUAUUAUUAAUAUUAUUAUUAUUAUUUAUAUAAUAUAUUACUAGUUGCACCUAGAUGGGCGGGUACGUCCCUUGAUUAGUAUCGUAUAUAUAUAUUAUAAUCGGUAAUAGUAAAAAAAUUUACAAACAAUAUCCAUUCCUUUAAGUAAUCGUUAUUGCGUGGAAUGUUGAUUAUAAUACAAUUUCUUUACAAUGCUGGCUUUCGGGGCACUUUUACCUUCAAAAAGAAAUAAUUUAUUCCUACAAUUGCUCAUUUGUAAUAUUUGUUUUUUUUUAAAUCCAGAGACUAGAUAACGCAAUGAGAGUAAAGAACUUUAAUUUCGCCAGCGAAUUCUCGAAACCUGUUUAUUAUUCUUUGAAAAGAUUUUUUCGAUUUUAAAAAAAUAGUUUACAUUACUGAUUUAAAAUUUAUUUUAUUGACUUUAUUUUAUUAGGGAAAUAUUUUCUCGACUUGUCAAAUAUAGGAUUUGGUUUUUUUUUAAAUUUAUAAAUUAACGAUGCAAAAAGGUAAUAAGUAAUUAAUCAGGAAGCUCUAAUAGAAGCCUGUCCGGUCAGUCUGAUUACGUUUGCGUUCCUACGGACACGCAAUUUUAUUAUCUAAACUCUCUUAAUAUAUCAAGAACCUUUUUUUUUGCAUUUCGUAUUACAUAAAUUUGUUUUUCUUGUACAUUCCAUUACGUGAGUCGAGAAAUUCUCUUUUAUUUGAAUUUAAAUCGAUAAAAAUCCAGAGAAAUAAUUUUGUCGAUUUAUUUCAAAGAAAAUAAUUUUCCCCUGCAAAAAAAAAACUUGCACUUGUUGAGACUCUUUUUCGUGGAAAAUAUUUUUUUGUGAAAAAACGAAGUUAUAAAAAUUUUACAAAAUUUUUACAAUCGUCGACAUUUACUAUCUCGUCAUUUUUUCCACUUUAUCUCAACAAUCCCAAGAGGAAAUGCAAGCAAUUACGCUUUUUAUAAAUAUAAAUGAAAUCUACAUGGGGGAAAAA